GAGCGCGGUGCUUGGGAGAAAGGCGGCGCAUCGGCCCUGUCAUCUCUCCCGCGGAUCUGCCCUCACAGACAACCAGCCUGCGUCCGGUUCCAGCUGGUGUUAUGCUCUCGGCCAAAGACCACAUGUUCGCCAGGCCAUCAACCACGCAGCUCGGCAAGCGAACCCACGGCGAGUUCGAGCAAGACGCCGGCCCGGCCAAGGUUCCGGAUGCGAUCGACAAGUCCGCUGCACAGCGACCCAAGUGGAAUGCCGAAAUGGCGAGCCUAUGCAAGCAGAGAGCACGGCUGCUGAAGGGCUCUCCUCCCGAUGAAAAAUUCGUCAGCGACAUUGAGCUGACCCCGUUCACGAAGAACACCAGCGCUGCGACCGUUCAGCUGGUCCGAUCUGUCUUCUCCGAGAUGCUGCAGACCACAUGGAUAUCGUUCACCAUGACCUACAUGAUCUCACCGGGAGCGGUUGUUCCGCACCUGGAGGCGCACAGCGACAAGCUUCUGGAUCUGCCUGUCGUCUUCCUUCGGCCGCGAGGCACAAAAGCCCAAGAGGACGCCUUCAACAAAGUUGUGGACUACAUGAGAUCGAAGAACCGGUUUGGCCUCAUGUUCCUCACAGCCAGCAAGUCCACGCUGCUCUUUGUGCCAACCAAAAGCCUGGAGUCGCAUGAUCUGUUUGCUCGAACGCUGGGAAUCAAAGCUGAGCGGGACGAGUCGCUGGCCGUGCUGUUUUUGCAUACGGCAAUACCUCUGUCGACCUCGUACUCGAUAGAGAAGCCAUCGACCUUGAUUGACAUCAAAGGUUCCACCACGCCAAGCGUUGUCCAAGCCCAUCUGAUCUGUCAGAUCUUUGGCAUAUCCGAGGAGAUCAUCGCGCUGGUCAAGGACAGCUCGUUUGCUUUCUACGGACACCGAGACAGCCAAAUCAACCAGGAGAUCAUUGAAGCGCUUCGAUCCUUUCGAGGCCGGCUGGAUGAGUCUUUCAGUGAUCGUGUCAUUUGUGUGCUGAUCCAUCGAGAAUUGUGGCCGCAGCUCUCGUUGAUGCCAAACUUCAACCGCCUGAAGCUCAAGACUCGGUUCUUUGUCUUUGGAAUGUGUGCCACCGUGCCCAGACAGCUGUGGUCUCCACAUGAAGUGUUUGCGUCAGGCCGAAUCCUGACAUUCGACCUCGAUCUGCUGGACGACCCUGAGGCGCCAGAGAUGAUCUCCGAGAUCUUUGAGAUCAUCAAGCUGGACCAAUCCCAGAGCAUUGAUAUCAUCCUGCACCCAGACUUCUCAAAAGCAAUCCAGACCACCCCUGAGACUACCACGAGCAUCGAGAAGGCCAACAGAUCACAAAGCAUCGACUAUUACAUCCGCAAGUUUGAGCGGCUGUAUCCUGACAAGCUGAAGCGUUGGGAAGAGAUUGAGACCUUUCCGCACCCAACAAAGCCCAUUUUGUUCACGAUGCUUCAACACCAAAGUCGGUGUGCAUUCCGAUAUCGCAAUUUUUGGGUUCUGAAAGGGUCGAGCUUUGUCGAUGACCCUGCGACCGAGACCUAUGGCGUACACCAGAUCCGCUGGCCGCGAUGCCAACGAUGGCUAACUGCCGCCGAAGGCACGCUUACCUUGGACGAAUGAGGGCAAGACACAGUACAGUUCCCCUUUCUGGCAUCAGAUGUCUGAGACCCACUGAUCUACUGUAGGCUCCAGUGGGAAAGCCAUGUGAUUGCUUCCCGUGCUAGUUGGCAAUUUCUUAGUUUUCGUUGGUUUUGGAAAGCAUGGUCUUGAAUACACUCGGUCGAUCUCCUGUGACGA
Polychytrium aggregatum is the source of this 1787-nucleotide messenger RNA. RefSeq lists its product as uncharacterized. The transcript is spliced from 11 exons. Bases 102 to 1610 code for a protein of 502 amino acids. The record is from RefSeq and is a predicted model, not a curated record. NCBI's taxonomy places the organism in Eukaryota, Fungi, Chytridiomycota, Chytridiomycetes, Polychytriales.